AACAAGUUGGUGCAUCUUUGGCAAGACUUUCUACCAAAUUGGUUAAGGCAAAAGAGCUCUUCCCUGGGAAUCAGUUGGUCAAGAAGGUAGAUGAAGUGUUGGGAAAGAUGGCAAGAGAACCAUCAAUUCUCAGCCAAGAUGAAGAAAUAUUUGGAUCAGAGGAUUUUUUGAAUGCCAUAACACAAAUUGAGAAGGAACUGAUGGAGGCAAGUGAAGCAGAAAAAAAGAAAAUAGGAAAUGAGAAGGAAUAUGAUAUAAGGAAGGCAUUCAGUUUGGGUUGCAACUUAACUCCCCCAACUCCAACAACUGAAGCACAGAUUAAUGUUGCAGCCACAACUUCAACAACAACUGAUGCAAAUGUUUCUUCUAAGCCAGAAGAGGAAAGAGUUGGAGGUUCAAAUUCUGAAGAACCACAAGAUGGAGGAAAUUCAAAAAAAGGUAAAAAGUUCACUUAUAUAGUAUUAAAUGAACAUUUGUGA
This is a messenger RNA of Chenopodium quinoa (quinoa), 479 nucleotides long. RefSeq lists its product as uncharacterized. NCBI's taxonomy places the organism in Eukaryota, Viridiplantae, Streptophyta, Magnoliopsida, Caryophyllales, Amaranthaceae. The record is from RefSeq and is a predicted model, not a curated record. Bases 108 to 479 code for a protein of 123 amino acids. The transcript is spliced from 3 exons.